This is a messenger RNA of Colletotrichum karsti, 1422 nucleotides long. RefSeq names its product methylcitrate synthase precursor. The transcript is spliced from 3 exons. Gene Ontology annotation, biological process: carbohydrate metabolic process; tricarboxylic acid cycle. Bases 1 to 1422 code for a protein of 473 amino acids. Gene Ontology annotation, molecular function: 2-methylcitrate synthase activity. The record is from RefSeq and is a predicted model, not a curated record. Lineage: Eukaryota; Fungi; Ascomycota; Sordariomycetes; Glomerellales; Glomerellaceae. Gene Ontology annotation, cellular component: mitochondrial matrix.
AUGGCGAUGAACGUCACACGAAGCACCAGGGCUCUGGGAGCUCUGCGGCCCCUGGCAGCUCGCUCCGCUCUCAAUGCCCGCCAGUACUCCUCCUCGUCCGAGCCAGACCUGAAGACCACACUCAAGCAAGCUAUCCCGGCUAAGCGGGAGCUCUUGAAGAAGGUCAAGGCACACUCUUCCAAGGUCAUUGGCGAGGUCAAGGUUGAGAACACCCUCGGCGGCAUGCGCGGCCUCAAAGCAAUGGUCUGGGAGGGUUCUGUCCUUGACGCGAACGAGGGUAUUCGCUUCCACGGCAGGACCAUCAAGGACUGUCAAAAGGAGCUUCCCAAGGGCAAGACUGGCACCGAGAUGCUGCCCGAGGCCAUGUUCUGGCUGCUCCUCACCGGCCAGGUCCCUUCCACAAACCAGGUCCGCAAGUUCUCCCGCGAGCUGGCCGAGCAGGCUCAGCUGCCCGCCUUCGUCAACAAAAUGCUCGACGACUUCCCCAAGGACUUGCACCCCAUGACGCAGUUUGCCAUCGCCGUCUCCGCCCUCAACUACACUUCCAAGUUCGCAAAGGCCUACGAGCAGGGUCUCAACAAGGCCGACUACUGGGAGCCUACAUUCGACGACGCCAUCUCGCUGCUGGCCAAGCUUCCGACCAUCGCCGCCAAGAUCUACCAGAACUCGUACCGCGGCGGUGGCGCUCUCCCUGCCGAAGUUGACCUCGAGCAAGAUUGGUCCUACAACUUUGCUGCAAUGCUCGGAAAGGGUGGCAAGAAGAACGAGAACUUCCAGGAUCUGCUGAGACUCUAUCUCGCUCUCCACGGUGACCACGAGGGAGGCAACGUCUCGGCCCAUGCCACCCACUUGGUUGGCAGCGCCUUGAGCGAUGUCUUCCUUAGCUACAGUGCCGGUCUGCAAGGUCUCGCUGGACCUCUUCACGGACUCGCCGCACAGGAGGUUCUCCGCUGGAUUCUCCAGAUGAAGGACAACAUUCCCAAGUCCUAUUCCGACAAGGAUGUCACCGACUAUCUGUGGUCCACCCUCAAGUCGGGCAGAGUCGUCCCCGGUUACGGCCACGCCGUCCUCCGCAAGCCCGAUCCUCGCUUCGAGGCCCUGAUGGAUUACGCCGCUGCGCGCCCCGAGAUCGCUCAAGACCCCGUCUUCCAGCUGGUCGAGAAGAACAGCCGCAUCGCCCCCGAGGUUCUCAAGGAGCACGGCAAGACCAAGAACCCCUACCCCAACGUCGACUCCAGCUCAGGCGUUCUCUUCCACCACUAUGGUUUCCACGAGACUCUGUACUACACCGCCACUUUCGGUGUCUCCCGUGGCUUGGGGCCUCUGGCCCAGCUCAUCUGGGAUCGUGCCCUUGGUCUGCCUAUCGAGCGCCCCAAGAGCAUCAACUUGGAGGGUCUCCUCAAGCAGGCUGAGAGUUCGUAA